Molecule: messenger RNA, 2604 nt
Organism: Colletotrichum orchidophilum
Lineage: Eukaryota; Fungi; Ascomycota; Sordariomycetes; Glomerellales; Glomerellaceae
Product: choline/Carnitine O-acyltransferase
Exons: 3
Coding region: 1-2604 (867 amino acids)
Biological process (GO): carnitine metabolic process
Cellular component (GO): mitochondrion
Molecular function (GO): carnitine O-acetyltransferase activity
Source: RefSeq, a predicted model, not a curated record
AUGCCCACUCAAGUAAGAAUCUUUUCGCGACCUAGGCCUCUCGGUGAGACCCUCGAAAAGGCCAUCCCUCCAUCCUCGGUUCCUCGUUCCAUCCCCGACGCUUCAGAUCUUUGGAAACAAGUCGAACCGUCAAAACUGAAGCAGAGCACAGAGGCCACUCGCUCUAUGGCAGUGUACAAAGACAAGUCCGUCGAGGGCGGUGUCACAUUUGCUGCCCAGGAAAAGCUCAAGCACCUGCCCAUCCCGGAGUUGGAAGCCACCGCGCAAAGGUAUCUCACAGCUCUUAAGCCGUUGCAGUCUGCACGAGAACAUUCGGAGACCAAGCAAUCACUACAGGAUUUCCUGAAGCACGAUGGCCCGGCCCUGCAGGAGAAGCUGAAGACUUACGCUCAGGACAAGACGAGUUAUAUUGAACAAUUCUGGUAUGAUUCAUACCUGAACUUUGAUAACCCGGUUGUUCUCAACCUCAACCCAUUUUUCCUCCUAGAAGAUGAUCCUACCCCUGCAAGGAACAACCAAGUGACCCGAGCGGCAUCGCUCGUAGUGUCUGCUCUGGAAUUUGUGAGAGCUGUGCGCAAAGAGGAAUUGCCUCCUGAUACGGUCAAGGGUCAGCCUCUAUGCAUGUACCAGUACUCUAGGCUCUUUGGAACAGCACGCGUGCCCACGGAAAAUGGGUGCCAGAUCGAGCAGGACCCGGACUCGAAGCACAUCAUUGUCAUGUGCCACGGUCAAUUCUACUGGUUUGACGUUUUGGACGACAAUAACGACCUCAUCAUGAGCGAGAAGGACGUGUCUAUCAACCUACAGACCAUCAUCGAUGAUGCUGCCCAGACGCCGAUUCAGGAUGCGGCCAAGGGGGCACUCGGCGUCCUCAGCACAGAGAACCGGAAGAUCUGGUCGGGAUUGAGAGACGUCCUGACCCGGGAGGAGGGUUCAAACAACGCCGACUGCCUAGGAAUCGUUGACUCGGCCCUGUUCGUUCUGUGUCUGGACUACACCGAGCCGGUCGACGCUGAUGCCCUAUGCGGCAACAUGCUGUGCGGUACCAGCCUGGUCGAGAAGGGUGUGCAAAUCGGAACCUGCACCAACAGAUGGUACGAUAAGCUGCAGAUCAUUGUAUGCAAGAACGGUAGCGCCGGAAUCAACUUUGAGCACACCGGCGUCGACGGCCACACGGUCCUGCGGUUUGCCAGCGACGUGUACACGGACACCAUCCUCCGCUUCGCCAGGACCAUCAACGGCCAAGCCCCGACCCUCUGGGCCUCCACCAGUCCCGACCCAGCCAAGCGCGACCCGGACAGCUUCGGCGAGGUCAACACCACGCCGCAUAAGCUGGAGUGGGACAUGAACCCGGAGCUCAGCGUCGCCGUCCGCUUCGCCGAGACCCGCCUCGCCGACCUCAUCGAGCAGAACGAGUUCAAGACGCUCGACUUUAAGCACUACGGCAAGAACUUUAUGACGUCCAUGGGCUUCUCCCCGGACGCCUUUGUGCAGAUGGCCUUCCAGGCCGCCUAUUACGGCCUCUAUGGCCGCGUCGAGUGCACAUACGAACCCGCUAUGACCAAGAUCUUCCUCCACGGCCGCACCGAGGCCAUCCGCAGCGUCUCGGACGAGUCGGUCAAUUUUGUGCAGACUUUUUGGGCCGACAACCCGGCCGAGCACAAGGUAGAGGCCUUACGCAAGGCGUGCCAGCGGCACGUCAACAGCACGCGCGAGUGCGCCAAGGCCGAGGGCUGCGACCGUCACCUCUACGCCCUCUUCUGCACCUGGCAGCGCUCCGUGGACGACGAGCUCCUCAGCAGCUCCAACGGCUACUCCAGCCCCGUCGACGGGUCUUCCGAGGCGGACGCCGGCGAGUCCGCUGUCGGGAGCCCCGGCCGGCAGUCGGUCCUCUCGCUCAACGGCGCCGAGCUGCAGUCCUCCUCCACCGGCCGCACCCGCGGCGAGAGCACCAACUCGCGCAACGGCAACAAUCAGGCCGCGAUGCCGCAGAUCUUUGCCGACUCCGGGUGGGACAAGCUCAACAACACAAUCAUGUCAACGUCCAACUGCGGCAACCCUUCCCUGCGGCAAUUCGGCUUCGGCCCCACGUCGGGCGACGGCUUCGGCAUCGGGUACAUCAUCAAGGACGAAGGGAUAUCAAUCUGCGUGUCGAGCAAGCACCGCCAGACGAAGCGAUUCGUCGACACCCUCGAGAGCUACCUGCUCGAGGUGCGGCGGAUCCUGCGCAUCACAUCCCGCCGCGGCACCGGUACCGGCAUGGGCACCAAGCAGACCCGCGCCCGCGAGCUCGACCUCCAGGCCCGACCUAAGCAGCCCAAGGGGAUCAAGUCGCGCGGCCGCCUCAUCACCGCGCACGACGCCAUCAAGCCUUCUGUCGCGAGGUCGUCGACCGGCACGCAGUCGCCUACGGAGGAGAGCGUCACGCUCAGCGAGGAUGAUGAGCUCGGAGGAUACGGCUUCUUUGACGCCGGCAUGCUCCUCCAAGCACUCAAGGCGCGCGGCGAGAACAUGGACCCCGGGGAGACGAAGCCCUCGGAGCGGGCGGCGGUUCAGGCGCGUCGGAGGGAGAUUGGGAAGAAGCUGCGACUGAUUGACUAUUAG